Molecule: messenger RNA, 993 nt
Organism: Yamadazyma jaroonii
Lineage: Eukaryota; Fungi; Ascomycota; Pichiomycetes; Serinales; Debaryomycetaceae
Source: the annotation of a GenBank genome assembly
AUGAGUGUGAAUGUAUCUAGUAGAAUAUAUUCCGUGGCUCGAAUUUAUGCCGAUGCCAAUGAAAGGAAACCAACCGAAUAUUGGGAUUAUGAAAACCAUAAAAUUCAAUGGGGCAAUAUAAAGAAUUAUGAAAUAAUUAGUAAGAUAGGAAGAGGGAAAUAUUCAGAAGUAUUUGAAGGAUUAAAUGUACUCAAUGAAGAAGGAUGUGUGAUAAAAGUUUUAAAACCUGUAAAAAUGAAAAAGAUUUAUAGAGAAGUUAAAAUAUUAAAGAAUUUAACCGGGGGACCAAAUAUUAUUGGAUUAUUAGACAUUGUUAAAGAUGAUCAAAGUAAAAUUCCAGCAUUAAUCUUCGAAAGAGUGAGUAAUGUGGAUUUCAGAAUUUUAUAUCCUAAAUUUUCAAUCAAAGAUAUUCAAUAUUAUUUGAGUCAAUUAUUAAUUGCUUUAGAUUAUUCUCAUUCAAUGGGGAUUAUACAUAGAGAUGUUAAACCUCAAAAUAUAAUGAUUGAUCCAUUAAAUAAGAAAUUAAGAUUAAUUGAUUGGGGAUUAGCUGAAUUUUAUCAUCAAGGAAUGGAUUAUAAUGUUAGAGUUGCAUCAAGAUAUCAUAAAGGACCUGAAUUAUUAAUCAAUUUACAACAAUAUGACUAUUCAUUGGACUUGUGGUCAGUGGGAUGUAUAUUAGCAGCGAUUAUUUUCAAGAAAGAACCUUUUUUCCGUGGUGAUUCUAAUAAUGAUCAAUUAGUACAAAUUGCAAGAGUUUUGGGUACUGAAAAUUUAAUGAAAUAUGUGAAUAAGUAUGGUAUCAAAUUAAGUCAUGAAUAUGACGAUAUUUUAGGAAAUUAUUCCAGAAAACCAUGGACUUCUUUUAUUAAUAAAGAUAAUGAACAUUUGAUAAGUGAAGAAGUUGUCGAUCUUAUUGACAAAUUAUUAACUUUCGAUCACCAAUUAAGACCAACUGCCCAAGAAACCUUGAGUCAUCCCUUUUUUAAAAUUUAA